AUAGGAGGGCACAAGGAUGUGCUGUGUAGGACAGUGAUCUGCUGCCUGUCUCUUUAAGAAGGGGGGCUGCACCGGGAGGAGGAGGCGGAGGGAGCUGCCUCUGUCUGGGUUGUUUGCAGACGCUUCUCCCAUAGACUGAUGUGCAGGAUCCGCGGUGCUGAUCGUUGGGGACAUGUAAGCACUGCCGCCUGCCUGCACAGCCAUGGACCGGGCGAGUCUCCCCGGGGGGAUGCGAGGGGACCCGGGGCAGCUCAUCCACAGAUCCCUGGACUUCAAGUGCCAAGGGGCGCAGUGCUACAAGGACAAGAAGUACCGGGAGGCCAUCGGCAAGUACCACCGGGCACUGCUGGAGCUGAAGGGGCUCCCGGGGGAGCAGGACAGCGCCGGGCGUGUCUUCUGCAAGCUGAGCUGGUAAAUUAUGAGCGGGUCAAGGAAUACUGCCUAAAGGUUCUCAAGAAGGAAGGAGAGAACUUCAAGGCCCUGUACAGGUCUGGAGUGGCCUUCUACCACCUGGGGGACUAUGAUAAAGCAUUGUUCUACUUGAAGGAAGCCAAGAGCCGACAGCCAACAGAUACCAACGUCAUUCGAUACAUCCAGUUGGCCGAGAUGAAGCUCAGCAGAUGUUCCCAAAGAGAAAAGGAGCUAUCUUAAAAAAGAUAUCCAUUUGCCAAUGGGAUCACAUGACUGUCAUUACUGCAAGCUGUGCUGGUCAGGUGUCUUGUAACGCUGACCAGUUCCACAUUUUUUUUUUUUUUUUUUUUUGG
Hyla sarda is the source of this 764-nucleotide messenger RNA. RefSeq names its product tetratricopeptide repeat domain 9 (gene TTC9). Lineage: Eukaryota; Metazoa; Chordata; Amphibia; Anura; Hylidae. Gene Ontology annotation, molecular function: protein binding. The transcript is spliced from 3 exons. Bases 139 to 651 code for a protein of 170 amino acids. The record is from RefSeq and is a predicted model, not a curated record.